Molecule: messenger RNA, 963 nt
Organism: Capsella rubella
Lineage: Eukaryota; Viridiplantae; Streptophyta; Magnoliopsida; Brassicales; Brassicaceae
Product: transcription factor GTE12-like
Exons: 1
Coding region: 1-963 (320 amino acids)
Molecular function (GO): protein binding
Source: RefSeq, a predicted model, not a curated record
AUGGUUACAGAAAACAAACUGAGGAUAAACGUUGGCUCUGAAGCCAAUCUAACGAGGAAGAAGCGUGGAGCUGAAGAUGUAGAAGAGGUUGAUCAGGCAAAUAUGAAGAAGAAGCCAAAGCUGGAUCGCGAGUUGUCCUUGUAUAGUGUGUGUCUAAAGGUACUAAAGUCGAUGAGAGACGAAUGGUCUGGUUGGCGUUUUGAGGAGCUGGUCGUUGAAAUUGCGGACUAUUUCUCUGUUAUAUCAAAGCCUAUGGAUUUCGUCACAAUCAAGUCCAAACUCGCCAAGAAUCUCUACGUAAAUAUUGCUGAAGGGUUUCCCAAAGAUGUUCGAUUAGUCUUCACGAAUGCGAUUCGCUAUUAUCCUCCUGAGAAUCCGCUUCACAAGGACGCUAAGAAGCUUAUGAGGAUUUUUGAGCUCAGAUGGGAGUCGGUAAAGAAGAAGUUAGCCUGUGGGAGCAUUUACUUGGACCAAAAGGUUUCUCGUUCGACAAAUCCAGUGGAAAAGCAGAGCAAAGAGGAUAAGCCUGAGAGCAGAAACGAUCAAUAUUUAAUGCCCUUAUCUCCUACCAAGGCUCUUCGUGCGGCAACAAUCGGGAUUCGUUUUGCAGAUACUAUCGUGAAAGCCAGAUAUAGAAAGGUCAUUGACGAGAGUGGUAACAAGACUGAUGUGAUGAAGAAAAUGCAGAAAGAAAAGCAACUUUUGGAAAGAAGGCAACGUGAAGUGAAAGCUAGAAUUGAAGGUGAGACUAGAGCCGCCAGGUUGAAAGUGCUAUGUAGGGAACGGCUUGCAUUAGAAGAGUUGGGAGAAGAAGCCAAAUUCAAUGUUGAAGAUCACUUGGAAACUGAGAGGGAGAUGGUGAAACUCUGUGGUGGAUCCUAUAUGGCAAGAACUCGGAGGAUUGAAGAGCUUGGUCUGUUUUUAAGAAUUGAGGAAUAUUGGCCGGAACUUGAAGAGAUUUAG